This is a messenger RNA of Arachis duranensis, 357 nucleotides long. RefSeq names its product protein NRT1/ PTR FAMILY 6.3-like. Lineage: Eukaryota; Viridiplantae; Streptophyta; Magnoliopsida; Fabales; Fabaceae. Bases 52 to 357 code for a protein of 101 amino acids. Gene Ontology annotation, biological process: response to nitrate. The transcript has 2 exons. The record is from RefSeq and is a predicted model, not a curated record. Gene Ontology annotation, molecular function: nitrate transmembrane transporter activity.
UAGAAGCUUCAAUAUCUGAUCUGAUCUUCCAUUAAUUUAAUUUGUAGCAUAAUGAGUGCUCUCCCCACAACACAGGAGAAAACAAUCCCAGAUGCCACCAACUACAAGGGUGCUCCGGCAGAGCGGUCCAAAACCGGUGGAUGGUCUACCUCCGCCAUGAUUCUAGGAGGAGAAGUGAUGGAGAGGAUGACGACACUGGGUAUUGCGGUGAAUUUGGUGACGUACUUGACCGGUACCAUGCACUUGGGAAAUGCUGAAUCUACCAACGUUGUCACUAACUUCUUGGGCACCUCAUUCAUGCUUUGUUUUCUCGGUGGAUUUCUUGCUGAAACCUUUCUCGGAUGGUAUUAUAUAUAG